AUGUCCGUGGUCAACAGCACCUCUUCGCCGUUGGAAAACGGCGGAUACGGCUUGCAUCGUGGUUUCAGCACCAGCUCUGACAAAUUGGGACCCAUCACCACGCCUGGAAACUCCUCUCCGGUACAUCAGGGCUCCCUGGGCUUGGCUGGAUCGAGCUCCAGCAACAACAACUCGCCCCUCCAUUUGGCCACCAUGCUCAAUAACUUGGCCAUGAGCGGCUCAACUUCGCAAGGUAACCACACCCAAGGUCCAUACAUACUCAAAAUGAAAAACGUUCCACACGACGCUACGCUGCGAGAAUGCCAUGCCGUUUUCGCAUUGGCGGACGGUGUGAAUAACAUCAAUCUUUGCACUCAGCCAGCUACCGAGGCGAAUAACUAUAAUCAAACUAGCGAGAUAGAGGCAACGUUUGACUCCUUGCAUUUGGUUACCCAUUAUGCGUCGAUACUGGACGGAAAGUCGCACAUAUUUGGCCCAGAAUUUCCAUAUAGAUCGCAAGUGGAAGUUUACGACGAACAUUCUCAUCAGCAUAUCCCUUUCAGUCAACAUCUGCAACCGUCUCCUGAUCGCCAGGCUCAAAUAUUGUCACAAACGACUUUACAGCAUCCUCAAUCCCUACCUCAAGGGGAGCAACAUCAAGCACUGCAAUCAAAACAACACGAGCAAAAUGAACAAAUGACGAAUCAACAACAGCAUCAACAACAACAAAAUGCAUUUAGACUUCCUGGUACUUCAAGUGUGGUUUCCCCUCCUCAAUCUGCAUCUUCUGCUAAAAGACCCGGCCUAUACGGUCAAAGGUCUAGAUUCUCAUUUUCUGAUCCUUUCACGACUGACGGUAACCAGCCAUCUCAACCUCAAUCUCAAGAUGCAGCUACUACGCCGCUCAAGUCUCAAGACGCUGGAAAGUCUUUUUUGCUGAUGGAGAACGACGAGAUCAACGAAAGCAUUUGGGGUUCGAAUGGCGGCAUGCCAUCUAGUAUGGGUGGUCUUGCGACUACUUCGCAACCUCCCACACCUUCGUUAGAAUGGGGACCACCGCAAAGGAAGCAAAGCUCUUCUUUUUUCAAUUCGGUUGGUACAAAUUCUAUUCCAAACAACGACAUGUCAGCGAUGAAUCUGUCGGCAGGUAUGCCUCAUCAGAUGGGAUCUUCUUUGCAGCAGCACUCUAAUUUGCCUUUUACUGUAGUGGGACCAACCUCUGCGACCGCUACGACAUCUACAGUCGAUAUGCCCCUGCCUCCACAAUCUCAGCCUAGACAGCAGCAGCAGCAAUCUCAAUCUCAGAUGAUGGUCACAGUCGGUAGCCAGCCACAAGAGCCUCAAGGCACCAACGGAUCUCAGAAAUCCGCAGGGCCAAGAACUAGCACUUCCAAAAGCUCUCAAUCCAAUCUUGCGGUGCCUCAAAAAACUGCCUCAUCUUCAUCGCUACCGUCGACGAGUGGGAUCUCUCAGGUAGACUUGUCUUUGUUGGCACGGGUCCCACCUCCAGCAAAUCCGGCUGAUCAAAACCCUCCCUGUAAUACAUUGUAUGUUGGAAAUCUGCCACCAGAUGCUACCGAACAUGAGCUUCGCCAGCUUUUUUCCACACAAAAGGGAUUCAGACGUUUGUCUUUCAGAAACAAAAACACGAAUGGAAAUGGACAUGGCCCAAUGUGUUUUGUCGAGUUCGAAGAUGUCGCACAUGCUACUCGUGCUCUUGCCGAGCUUUAUGGCAGGCAACUCCCUCGCUCUAGUACCCAGCAUAAUAAUAAGGGCGGAAUUAGAUUAAGUUUCUCCAAAAAUCCUUUGGGGGUAAGAGGGCCUAAUAGCAGAAGAAGUGGGAGCGGUGCAAGUGUCGGUAACGGAAAUUACAGCUACACGACAGCCUUCGGCAAGUAA
Messenger RNA from Lachancea meyersii CBS 8951, 1878 nucleotides. NCBI's taxonomy places the organism in Eukaryota, Fungi, Ascomycota, Saccharomycetes, Saccharomycetales, Saccharomycetaceae. The record is from the annotation of a GenBank genome assembly.